GAGUGUGUGAGAGAACUUGUUGAGACAAAUAGUUGAAAUAGUUACUAAGCUGAAUUCAGUUGCAAUUCAGUCAUCUAAUUUAUUAAUUAUUCUCAUAGCGCGUUUUGCUUGAAGUACAGACCAAUGAUACGCAUAUAACAAGGAGUCUCGAAAUUCAGCAUGGAUAGAGAACGGAAUCAGAGAGACGACUGGAAUUUCCGUUAACUGCAAAAACAGUAGCCCAACCAGUGGGCAGAUAUGCAGACAUCUCAAGGGGGUCAAGGAAUAAUUUAAAAGCUCUCUCUUUCAUUGGUGGACGCAGUGCAAGCUGACUGAUAUUUCCAGACCGAAGACUAGACUACCAAGGACCAUACAACAAGUUACCUGAGAAACUUUGAUACUUUGGUCAAUCAACAGAACACAAUGAGGCCCGAGGAUAUGAUGCAGGAGCUGCCAGAUCUUUGGAUUUUUGGCUACGGCUCCUUGGUGUGGAAACCGGACUUCAAGUACAAAAGACGCAAAGUUGGUUAUAUUCGUGGCUACAAGAGACGCUUUUGGCACGGGGACAACUUUCAUAGAGGCAAUGAUAAAAUGCCUGGAAGAGUAGUGACAUUGGUGGAGGAUCAUGACGCCUGCACGUGGGGUGUUGCCUACGAAGUCACCGGCAAACAAGUUCAGGAAUCUCUCAAGUACCUGAACCUCAGGGAGGUGGUGCUGGGCGGCUACGUCACCAAGAUGGUGGAGUUCCGACCGCAGGAGGAGGGCGAAGCUCCCCUGCUGUCCCUGGUCUACAUCGCCACCUCCGACAACCCCAUCUACCUCGGGCCGGCCAGCCCCGGCGAGAUCGCCGCCCAGAUCGCCUGCUGCCGGGGCCAGACCGGCCACAACAUCGAGUACCUCCUGCGCCUCGCCGAGUUCAUGAGGCUUUGCUGCCCGGAGGUGGAGGACGAGCACCUCUUCUCCAUCGAGGCGGCCGCCUUAGCCCUGGUGCUGUGACAGGAUUUGGCGUAUUCGGGGACACACACACACACACACACACACACACACACACACAAACACACACAUGCACGCACACACGCCUUACACUGGUGCUAAAAACACACACACACACACACACACACACACACACACACACACACACACACACACACUCCAUCUCUUUAUGUUACACUGGUGACAUCAACAUGGACACAUUUCUCGGUCAAGAGCUUUGAAGUCACAGUCCAAGUCCACCAUAAACAGGUACAUGCGAGUGUCUGUGUAGAUAUUUGUUGCGGCGACAGUUUGAGGCUUCAGCAAGUUCGGAGAAGCUGUAAAAACACUUGAGGGGGCUGAAUAAACCCCUCACUGUACAGAGCUGAAGAAUGGUCAGGACCUCUAUUUCAUCUGUCAUGUUCCGUCAUGUCGGGUUAAAUUCAUUUCUCUGAUCUCAUGGACCACAGAUGAGAGAGGCCAGAGUCUAGAUGCGAGAGAGUGGAUCUUGGGGUGACAUUUUUAUAUUGUUUUACGCGAGUUUAAAUCAAACGCUUUAAAGGGGCUUGAUUGGGCUUUUUUUGCUUGAGGCAGAUGUUAUAGGUCUGCUUGUGAUUGCAACCCCAUGUGAGUCGACCACAGCUCUGGGAUAAUGUCCAGGGCUUUGGGAUCACCAACGUAAACACAGAAUCUGACCAGACUUUGUGAAAUGUGUUUGACCACAGAAUGCUCUGACUGUGAUGCCAUCAGCGACUGUAUCAAGGCAUCAACAGCAGUGAUUUGACUGAUAAUACACAUUGUUUUCUGGUCCUAAGAAGGGACCAGUUUGUUACCCCCCCCACCCCUUGUUAAUGUAUAUACUGCACUGUAUAAGCUCUUUGACAGAAUGUCUGUUUCAAUGAAUCUGCUAUGUACGCUGUGCCUUUGUUCUAAAAGGACACAAAAAAAUAAAUAAAUAACAUUUGGAUUUCAUAGGAAUAGUUUCAUAACCAGCAACACAUUGUACAAGAAAAAGGGCAGUCAUACAAUUGCAAAAAUACAUUUUCAGUUUAAGAAGAAAAAAAAAACGUAUGCAAUGAAGUCAGCUGUCUGAGAGGCGACCAUGACUGUCCAGUCUGUCCAAUGUG
Messenger RNA from Sardina pilchardus (European sardine), 2078 nucleotides. Its product is annotated as glutathione-specific gamma-glutamylcyclotransferase 1-like. Lineage: Eukaryota; Metazoa; Chordata; Actinopteri; Clupeiformes; Clupeidae. The transcript is spliced from 3 exons. Gene Ontology annotation, molecular function: gamma-glutamylcyclotransferase activity; glutathione specific gamma-glutamylcyclotransferase activity. Bases 403 to 975 code for a protein of 190 amino acids. Gene Ontology annotation, biological process: glutathione catabolic process. Gene Ontology annotation, cellular component: cytoplasm. The record is from RefSeq and is a predicted model, not a curated record.